Messenger RNA from Glycine soja, 1943 nucleotides. RefSeq names its product UPF0481 protein At3g47200-like. The transcript has a single exon. Lineage: Eukaryota; Viridiplantae; Streptophyta; Magnoliopsida; Fabales; Fabaceae. The record is from RefSeq and is a predicted model, not a curated record. The coding region runs from base 198 to 1838 and encodes 546 amino acids.
UGGGAAGAGAACAGCCUGAGCCGCAGUGAAAUUGUCAGUGAUUCUCUAUCUCUUCCUUUUGAUUUUACCCCUUUCUCUUGUAUUCUUGUACCUUUUAUUCUUGAUCCAGAGGGUUUCCCUCGUCUAAUUAUCGACCAAGAUACUUCCCUUUCUCAUUUCAACAAUUAGCCUCCAUCAUUUUGGUCAAAUUGCGGAUUAUGGGCGAAGCCGAAAAUUCCGGUUUGAACCAAUGGGUUCAUUCUUUGUCAAUAAUUCUGGGUUGUCUGGAUCACAAAAAAGCGGAAGCAUGUAGCAUCACCCUUGUUCCGGAGCAACUUCGGAGAUCCAAAGAGGAAGCUUACACGCCACACGUGGUCUCCGUGGGACCCCUCCACAAGGGAAAGAGAACGGACCUACUAUACAUGGAAGAGAUCAAGCUACGCUGCAUGCUCUAUCUCCUCUAUCGAUGCAAAAAUGGUGAUAUCGAUAAGCUCGAUCAAGUUUUGCUCAAUUGUGGCAAAGCUAUGCUGGAGUUGGAUGAAAUAGUUCGCGGUAGCUACAAUGUCGAUGACCUUAAGCUCAACCGCAACGACCUCGCGAAAAUUAUGGUGUUGGACGGUUGUUUUCUGUUGGAGCUUCUAAUUAGUGGAUCACCGGAACUGAAUGAAAAACUUGAGAGCCAAUUGGAUGGUCUUAGUUCCGGAAUUGAAGUCAUACAAAGGGAAAAGGUGUUGUCGGAUUUGAUUAUGCUCGAGAACCAGAUCCCUCUCAUCGUUCUGGGUAAGUUGUUUACCACACUUUUUCCCGAGAAUCUUACAAAGGAUGAUAAUGAUGGCAUCAGAUUGAUACGUGAGCAUGCGCUUUCUAUCUUGGGCUAUGAUUACUCUACUCUGGGCUCCUCCUAUUCUUCCGAGUUAAAAGGCUUUCAUUUUCUUGAACUUGUUCACUCGUUCAUAGAUAAGGAAAAAGAACAAGAUAAAGCAACGAAGCAGAAUGCCAAUGCUGCUGUGGAGAACAACGAAGUGAACAAUGCUUCGGCAAUUGAUAUACCGACUGACAAGGUUGCAAAGCAGAAUGCCAAUGCUUCUGUGGAGAACAAUGCUUCAGCAAUUGGUACACGGAGUAAAAAGGAUGCGAAUACUAGUCAUGGUCAACGAAAACUAUCGCGAUGCGCUACGAGGCUUGAAGCAGCUGGGAUUAAAAUCAAACCUCCAGAAGGAGUUACCUCAGAAUCAAGGAGGGCAAGUGAGGCAAGGUUUGACUUGAAGAUAACGUUCAGCAAAGAGAAAGGAAUACUAGAAAUCCCGCAGCUGCAUAUUACUGAAACCACGGAAGCAAAGUGGCGGAACUUGAUUGCGUGGGAGGUGAACAGAAUCACCCUAGAGAAACAGCGAGGGAAAAAGGCCAGAUUUACUUGUCAUUUCAUUUUUUAUGCUUGGUUCGUUCAGAGUUUGAUUUGUUCGGUCCACGACCUUAAACUGCUUAAGGAUAGACAUGUUAUAAAGGUACAUGAAUCAAUGAGCAACGAAGAUUUGAUGAAUAUGCUUCGUAAAAUCACAGUGGGAGUUCCUGAUGCUGAGAUUGAUCAUGAGAUUGAUAUGGAUUCCUUGUUUCGUCAGGUGAUUAACGAAUUGAACUCAUACCCAACAACUGUAGAUCGUGCGAGGAAAACCAGGAAAGUCUUGGGGCAUAUUUUCAGAUGCGUUCUAACAUGGAUUUGGUACAAAUGCAGAGGCGCAUAUGGGUUGUUGAGACGAGAUUAUAUGCCUAACGCGUGGAGAGUGAUAGCGGUGCUUGCUGCUGCUACGGCGCUUACUCUCACUGCUAUCCAGACACAUUAUGCAAUCCACCAUAACUAGCUAGUGUUUUAUUUUACUUUUUUUUUUUAAAAUGGUUGAUUAAGAAAUUGUUCUUGUUUCCAUUUUUUGUUAUUCACGUUUGUGCACUGUGAUCAGUGUGUAGUG